AGGCCUUUCAACUUCAGUGUUUUGGAGAAUGGAGUAGGGCAGGGAGAGUGGUUGUGGAAUAGUGUUUACUUUGUGUAUUUUUAUUGUUUGUUGUGACUAGUGUUAGUGCCAAACACAAAUAAAAGAUGGGGAAAGGAUUUAAUAAUUAUAUGUGUAAAAAGUUUUUCCAUCCAGCCUCUCGAGAUAACUUAAAGAGAGUAUGGAUGGCUGAACAGAAAGCUGAUUCUUAUAAGAAAAAGCAAGAAGAACUUAGAGUACAAUAUGAAAAGGAGCAAGAUUUGUAUACCAACAAGGCGUUGCUGAGCAAGGAGAGCAAGGACAAACUUAGUGUCAAUUUUAUGUAUGAACCACCUCCAGGAACUAAAAAAGAACGUGAAAGAGAAGACGAUGAGCCAGAGUAUAAAUUUGAAUGGCAGCGGAAAUUCAAUGCCCCAAGAGAGGACUACUGUAAAGGUGAUUCAGAAAUUCGGGACCAACCAUUUGGUAUACAAGUGCGUAAUGUUCGCUGCAUUAAAUGUCACAAGUGGGGACACAUCAACACAGAUAAGGAAUGUCCUAUGUAUAAUCAGUCAUCAAGUGCUGAAAACACAGCUUCCAGUCUUGAUACUCAUUUGUUGCUACAGCAGAUGAGGGAGGAUGGACUUGCAAUGAAAAAGAGUGCACUUUCUCUCCAGCAGCAGACAUCGCAGAGGUCAGUGAAAGUGGAGUCAGAUGACGAUAAGCUGAAGGCAUCAGAUAUUGAGAUGCUGAAAUCCCUGUCAAAAAAGCAGAAGAAAAAGCUUUUGAGAGCUUUACUUAAGUUGGAAAAAAUGGAAAACGGACAUUCAAAGGAAAAGAGGAAGAAACACAAAAGCCAUUCAAAACACAAGAAAGAGGAUAAUACAGACAGUUCUAAUUCAGAUGGAGAACAAAAGCAUAAGAACAAGAAAAAGAAAUCAAAGAAAACAUCAAGCAAGAAACAUACUGAUAAAGACAAGAAGAAACAGAAGAAAAAGCAGCACAACCAUAAUGAACAAUCGUCAUCUUCUACCUCAAGCUCAAGCAGUAGUAGUGAAGACAGUAGUAGUGAAAGUGAAACAGAGGAAAACUCAAAAGGAAAAUCAAAGUCGAAACAUUAUCAUGAAAACAGAAAAUCUGAAGAUAAAAGACACCCAACCUACAAUGAUGAACAGUCAAGAAAGAGAAAAUCAAUAGAAAACCACGAGGGAUCUUCAGAAAAGAGGCAACGUAGAUCUUGAUUUCAUGCCAUGGUCAGAGAACAUUGGCAACAGUUUUCAUUACAGAUCAGUUUGUUUCAAUAGACAAUCAUUUAUAAAAUUUUCUGGAUUUAUUUGGAAUAAGAAAUAUCAUGUGAGAAAUAGUUGUUGGAGAAUAUUUGUGUAUUAAUUCCACACAUCAUUGUUAUAUUAAUUGUUUUAAGUGAUACUUUGUGGCAGCCCUUCCAUCUGUGAAACUGAAGCAGCCACACUUUGUGCAAACUCAGAUUUGUGUUUAAUUAGAGAAUUCUGCUAGUACUGUGUUAUAUAUAAAGGUUUCUUUUAUUCGCAGAGUAAAAUGUAGAAAAGGAGAUAAUGAAAUAAAAUUGAUUUGUA
Messenger RNA from Schistocerca americana (American grasshopper), 1592 nucleotides. RefSeq names its product corepressor interacting with RBPJ 1. NCBI's taxonomy places the organism in Eukaryota, Metazoa, Arthropoda, Insecta, Orthoptera, Acrididae. The transcript is spliced from 7 exons. The coding region runs from base 126 to 1238 and encodes 370 amino acids. Gene Ontology annotation, biological process: negative regulation of DNA-templated transcription. Gene Ontology annotation, molecular function: transcription corepressor activity. The record is from RefSeq and is a predicted model, not a curated record. Gene Ontology annotation, cellular component: nucleus.